This is a messenger RNA of Nycticebus coucang (slow loris), 2284 nucleotides long. RefSeq names its product phospholipid scramblase 3 (gene PLSCR3). Gene Ontology annotation, cellular component: plasma membrane. The coding region runs from base 719 to 1636 and encodes 305 amino acids. The record is from RefSeq and is a predicted model, not a curated record. Gene Ontology annotation, biological process: plasma membrane phospholipid scrambling. NCBI's taxonomy places the organism in Eukaryota, Metazoa, Chordata, Mammalia, Primates, Lorisidae. Gene Ontology annotation, molecular function: phospholipid scramblase activity. The transcript is spliced from 6 exons.
UCCUCUUCUGCCCUCCUCCCUCAAGCCGCAACUCACGCACAGUCAUUACUGACACUGUUUGAUGGCCUGUCACCCGCAUGCCUGGGGGCGCCUGAAAGAAGUACUGUAAUUGCGAGGCGCCUGAGUGCUCACCACUGAGAUAGGGAGAGAGGAUGGCGAGAUCGCCCUUGGGAGGUAGAAAGGGGGCCAAGAGCCAGUCCUGGAAGUCAAUGAGUGAGUGUUGGAGGGUGUUCCGCUGCGUCAGCGAGGCCCGAACCCAGGGGCCGGCCGCGAGAGCGCAACACAGGGAGCUCUUGCUUUCCACCAGGGGGCGCUGAGCACUCUGCGGACCCGGCGGGGUCACAGGGCUGAGCCUUAGCGGUCUGCCCCUGUGGCCAUCUGCAGUCGGAGUGGAAGGUGCGGGAACGCGGGCAACAUCCAGGACCGCCAACACCUGGGUCCACGGUCCCGCGGGAGAACAGGCAGCCUUCUGUCUGCGCAGACGCGCCGCUCAGGCCGGGAGGGGCGGGGCCUGGACGGGUCGAGGGGCGGAGUCAGAUUCCGGGCCCACCUCCCCCAGCUUCAGAGAGCAGCCGAGGGCUCAGCACCCUGACUGUUCUGAAUGCUUCAGGUGAGCAGGGGCACAGAGGGGUCUGGGAGACCAUUCUCGAGGUCCAGCAGUCGGUCUGACUGCGGGUCCAUCUGACCUGCCGUCUGCCAACAGCCGCCCCCGCAGAAAAUGGGAGAACAAAGGGAGAGGGCGGUUCUGGGGCCCCUGAGGGAAUCCGGGGUCCCAGGUACCCCGCCCCGCCCACUGACACUUUCGGUUUCUCCCGAGUCAGAGGCGCCGCCCAAGAGACCCUGGGCCGGCGCACGGCUGCUUCUCCGCGUUUUCCUUUCCGUCUUUGUGUCUGUCUCCGUGUCUGUCUGGCUGUCUCCGAUCUUGCCUCCGCUUCCAGAACUAAGCCCUGAUUCGGACAUCCUGAAAACCCCAGCCCCUUUCUCAUGGAAGAUUGAUCAAAUCUUGAUUCACCAGAAGGCUGAGCGAGUGGAAACGUUCUUAGGCUGGGAGACCUGUAACAGGUAUGAACUGCGUUCGGGGUCCGGGCAGCCCCUGGGUCAGGCAGCCGAGGAGAGCAACUGCUGCGCUCGUUUGUGCUGUGGUGCCCGUCGCCCGCUGCGUAUCCGCCUGGCAGACCCCAGUGACCGUGAGGUGCUGCGUUUAUACCGCCCACUCCACUGUGGAUGCAGCUGCUGUCCCUGUGGCCUCCAGGAGAUGGAAGUACAAGCUCCACCAGGCACCACUAUUGGCCAUGUACUACAGACCUGGCAUCCCUUCCUCCCCAAGUUCUCCAUCCAGGAUGCUGAUCGCCAGACUGUCCUGCGAGUGGUGGGGCCCUGCUGGACCUGUGGCUGUGGCUCAGACACCAACUUUGAGGUGAAGACAAGGGAUGAAUCCCGUAGUGUGGGCCGCAUCAGCAAGCAGUGGGGGGGACUGCUCAGAGAAGCCCUCACAGAUGCAGAUGACUUUGGCCUGCAGUUCCCACUGGACCUGGACGUGAGGGUGAAGGCUGUGCUGCUGGGAGCCACGUUCCUCAUUGACUACAUGUUCUUCGAGAAGCGAGGCAGCACUGGGCCCUCUGCUAUCACCAGUUAGAGACCACUUUGGUUUGAGACCAUCACUUCAACCAGAACUCAAGAUGGUUCUGCCUUGGCCUGGCCCUUCCUCAGAGGCAGCACCUUUCCUCCAUGUAUACUGCAGGGGACAGAUAAGGGGCCCAUCCCUACCCUACUCCAAGGUCUCCAGCCCCUGUGGUCUUCACAGAAGAGUAUGUAUGAGAAAGCCUGCCCCCUGCUACCUCCUGCCACUGUCUCCUAGCAGUCCCUUAGGACACAGGCAUAUGGGCUUUCAAACUUUCCCUACCCACUGCCUCCCACCCUCUUUGGGGGAUGGCCUCUGCUCCAGAGGAGGCCUUUGGAUCCUAGGACUUGGGUUUUACAGUUAUGCAACAGAGCUGGGGUGGGGAAGGGCAAGUGACACCAAAGACGGCAAAUAUAGCCACCUGCAUCAGCUUGGCCAAGUAGCUCAGCCUCAGACCAUGGCACUUUGAGAGGGUUCCCACCUUCCUACCAGUAGCUUUGGCAGUGCCAGUUUCCUGUUCCUCUUGGAACCUCCCUGCCCAUAGCUGGUGCUUGCUGCAGCUUCCUGUGCCUUAUUUAACCACCCUUCCUUCCCUUGCUCUAGGAAGGAGGCUGCCUCUUUGUAUGUUAUAUUCAUAUAAACUUUGUAACUUUUUGAACAUUG